This is a messenger RNA of Trematomus bernacchii (emerald rockcod), 878 nucleotides long. RefSeq names its product kin of IRRE-like protein 3. Lineage: Eukaryota; Metazoa; Chordata; Actinopteri; Perciformes; Nototheniidae. Bases 60 to 719 code for a protein of 219 amino acids. The record is from RefSeq and is a predicted model, not a curated record. The transcript has 5 exons.
GACGUUGAUAGCUGUGAAGAGAAGAGUGUCAGUUGUCUGUGGUGAUUCAGAGUGUAAAGAUGAAGCUUCUUCUCUGCAGUCUGCUCCUCGCCUCUUAUUGUGCCCUCUCAUCUCGGUGUGUUUCAUCAGGUACAUUUGUUGUUACCCAGUCUCCUGAUUUAUCCGUCGAGGAGGGGGAGACAGUCAACAUCACCUGCUGCUGGCCACUGGAGUUUGAAAGCGUCAGCGUUAAUUGGCUGAAAAAUGACACAGAGUUGGAGUCUUUCAACUUCAAGAAUCAAGGAUCUAACUGCUCACACUUUACCUUAAGUAGUGUCACCAGAGAGGAUUCAGGGACAUACAUAUGCAGAGUGAUAGUGGAGAUACCAGUUUUAACUAUAAAAGAAGGAAAUGGUACUGUCAUCACAGUUGUAGACAACACAGAGGUCAACACAACAAGAGAACAUCAACGUAGCCUUUCUGUGGAGCGUUCUGUGAUCAUUUGUCUGGCUGUGGUGACUCCAUUACUCCUCAUCACACUCUUGUGUUUCUGCUGUCUGCGAAGGAGACAAGCACGAACAGCCAGGGUGAUCUACGAGGUUCCCCACAUUGACUCUGAGGAAGUAGAGAUGGACAAACACAGCACCAGCUCCUCCACAGGGUCCUCUCAGUGGUGUCAGGUGCCAGUGUACGAAUCCUUCGAUUACUUCGAGCGUGUGGAGAACAAAGAAAGUGAAUGAGGACCUGCUCGGGGAAUUUUUAUAUAUAUUUUUGUUAUCCCUAUUUUCAGCAUGUAAAUGAUGUAUAUACCUUUCUACUUUUACCUGAAGCAUGUACAUGUUUUUAAAUGUGUGUAAAUACUUUCUAUUUUCUAUAAAUUCUCUUUUCCAUAAACUCAA